AAUGGCCCCGUAGGGCAACAAGGAUGGUUAGUGUUGACUGUACUUGUCUGUACCAUAAAAAGGCUAUCCUACCUGGCAGCUAUUUGUACUUUUAUACUUGCCGACCCCGUUUUUUUGAACUAUGGUCACAAAAUGAAGGGGUUGUGGUCUGGAAAGGCCCAUCCAUUUUGUCUAUUGGAUAGGGAGUGGGGACAGUGUCCCCGGCGAUUUCAAAAGAGGGAACAUUGACCAGGGAGCACCGCUGCGGCCGUUAAGAGGAGCAGGAACCAGAGCCCGGGCUGAAUCCGAAAAAAGCCGGAUCCGGACGGUGGGAAGUGGAAGAUGGAGGAAACAGAGGAGCCGGCAGAUGGUGGGAAGUCUCUGCCGCCGGUUUACAUUUACAGUCCCGAGUAUGUCACCAUUUGCGACUCUCUGGCCAAGGUCCCAAAACGGGCAAGUAUGGUCCAUUCUCUGAUUGAAGCAUACGCCCUGCCUAAGCAAAUGAGGGUAGUGAAGCCCAAGGUGGCCUCCAUGGAGGAGAUGGCCUCCUUCCACACUGAUGCCUAUCUGCAGCAUCUCCAGGAGGUCAGCGAAGAAGGCGAUGAUGAUCAUCCGGACUCUGUAGAAUAUGGGCUAGGUUAUGACUGCCCAGCCACUGAAGGGAUAUUUGAUUAUGCUGCAGCUGUAGCAGGGGCUACCAUCACAGCUGCCCAGUGCCUGAUCGAUGGAAUGUGCAAAGUAGCAAUCAACUGGUCUGGAGGGUGGCAUCAUGCAAAGAAAGAUGAAGCAUCUGGUUUUUGUUAUCUCAAUGAUGCUGUCCUGGGAAUAUUACGAUUGCGACGGAAAUUUGACCGUAUUCUCUAUGUGGAUUUGGAUCUGCACCAUGGAGAUGGUGUGGAAGAUGCCUUCAGUUUCACCUCCAAAGUCAUGACUGUGUCACUGCACAAAUUCUCCCCAGGAUUUUUCCCAGGAACAGGUGAUAUGUGUGAUGUUGGCCUGGGGAGGGGACGGUACUACAGUGUAAAUGUGCCCAUUCAGGAUGGCAUACAGGAUGAGAAAUAUUACCACAUCUGUGAAAGUGUACUGAAGGAGGCAUACCAAGCCUUUAAUCCCAAAGCAGUGGUCUUGCAGUUGGGAGCUGAUACCAUAGCUGGUGAUCCCAUGUGUUCCUUUAACAUGACUCCGGUGGGAAUUGGCAAGUGUCUUAAGUAUGUCCUUCAGUGGCAAUUGGCAACACUCAUUUUGGGAGGAGGAGGCUACAACCUUGCCAACACAGCUCGUUGUUGGACAUACUUGACCGGGGUCAUCCUAGGGAAAACACUAUCCUCUGAGAUCCCAGAUCAUGAGAAAGACUACGCCAGGCACAACAGACUGAGAAUACCAAUGCACUGACCACCACCCAGUUCACUCACAGGGCAGGGAUUCUACACCAGGAGGGGCAGUUUGAAAGGACAGAGGAUUGUCACCACCCUCCAGUGCCCCUGCAUGAAGACAGCAUGUCACCCAUGGAAAAGUGAAUUGCUGUCCCCAGCUCUGAAGCAGUGACACACAGGAGUCUUGCCCAGGAGAAAAAGGCCAGUCAGAAUGGUGAAGAACUCCUAGCUCUGCUUGAAGGAAAUGACUAAAAUUUGGAACAAAGAAUGGAGAAAUCCAUGACUGAGGGUAUUGUAAAGACACAAAACAGAAAUGUUGGUAGAGGAAAAUGGAAACUUUGGUGAACCGGAGAACGUGACAACAAAGUGGCCUCCUGGUGUCACAGUCAACUCAGGGAAUCGAGAAGUAGUGCAUGUGUGGUAGGCUGUAUCCACUCAGAAGCCAAUCAGAGUAGGUUGAGGGACAGACUUGAAGGCAUUUCUUGGGGCCCGCACUGUGACACAAUAGGUUAAGCCUCCACCUGCGGUGCUGGCAUCCCAUAUGGCCACCGGUUCGAGUCCUGGCUGCUCCUCUUCCAAUCCAGCUCUCUCUCUCACAGCCUGGGAAAGCAGUGGGGGUUGGCCUAGAUGCUUGUGCCCCUGCACCCUCAUGGGAGACCUGGAGGAAGCCCCUGGCUCCUAGCUUUGGAUCAGCGCAGCUCUGGCCAUUGCAGCCAUUUAGGGAAUGAACCAGAAGAUGGAAGACACUUUCUCUCUCUCUCUCUCUCUCUCUCUCUCUCUCUCAAAUAAAUGAAUAAAAUAUUUUUUUUAAAAAAAGAAAGAAUUUCUUGAACUGCACACUGACACAUCAAUGCAGGCCAAAAAGGUUCAAUGAGACAAGGGCUUAAAAACACAACGUUUGACUAAAUCCUGACUGAAUAAGCUACUCUGGCCCACAGGUGACCCUGAGGAAUCCAGGCUUAAAACUAAAAUCACACUCAUCCCCAGUAGUCUGGAAGACUGUGCUCAUGCCCCUGACUGUGCCCUCUCAGGAGCCACCAGAGGGGAAACAUACCAACUACUGGUUCCUGAUUGAAUAAAUGGCAAAAAAUAAAAAUUCCUAAUAGUAGUCUCCAAGCCACAAACAUCCAAUGCUAAAGGAUAGAAAUCUAACUGGCUUAGGAGGCUUACAUAAACCUUGACAAGUGGCUUGUGCCAACCUAGGGGUGACCCCUAGGUAGUCAGGCUAAAAGGAGAAAAAAAUGGAGGUGGGGGGGGGGAUAUGAGCAGGGUCAUCAGUGGCUUCACACUGGAGGGAGGAAUGAUUCACAGAGUAAGUUCAAUCAAAUCAUUAAUAAGAAAAUGACCAAGCAGUUCACCACCACACCGCUGGGAUGGCGGCAUGGAGGGAAAUCACCACUCAGAGUACUUUUAUGAUCUAAAAUACCCACGUUUCAGUAUAGAUAUUUCUUUAAAAGCUAGAAAUGGAACUGCCAUAUGAUUCAGCAAUCCCAAUACUGGAUAUAUAUCCAGAGGACAUGAAAUCAUUAUAUCAAAGAGAUACCUGCUCUCACUAGUCAAGAUAGGGAAUCAACCCAGGUGUCCAUCAUCAGAUGAAUGAAUAAAGAAAAUGUGGCAUGCAGGGGAUUCCAAUUCAAUCCCAUCAAGGUGGCAUGUAUCAAUGCCAUCUCACUAGUCCGAGUGAUCAAUUUCUGUUCACAAUUGACCAUAAUAAUAGGUCUAAGAGUCAAAAGGAUCACAUAAACAAGACUAGUGUCUGCUAAUACUAACUGAUAGAAUUAAGAAGGAGAGAACGAUCCAACAUGGGAAGUGGGAUACACAGAAGACUCACAGAAUGGCAGAUGUCCUAAACAGCACUCUGACCUCAGAAUUAGCCCUUAAGGCAUUCGGAUCUGGCUGAAGAGCCCAUGAGAGUAUUUUAGGCAUGGAAAGCCAAGACACUCUGGAAAAAAAAAAGACCUAAAUGAAAGAUCUCUGCAAGUGAGGUCCCAGUGGAAAGAACCGGGCCAUCAAAGAAGGAGGUACCUUUCUCUGAAGGGAGAACUUCCACUUUGACUAUGACCUUGUUUAAAUAAGACCGGAGUCAGCGAACUCAAAAGGCUUCCAUAGCCUUGGCAACUCAUGACAAGAGCCUAGGGUGAUUACUGACGCCAUAAACAAGAGUGUCAAUUUGUUAAAUCAACAACAGGAGUCACUGGGCACUUACUCCUCAUGUAGGAUCUCUGUCCUUAAUGUGUUGUACAAUAUGAAUUAAUGCUAUAACUAGUACUCAAACAGUACUUUAUACUUUGUGUUUUGCAAACUGUUGAGAUCUUUACUUAAUAUAUACUAAAUUGAUCUUCUGCAUAUAAAGAGAAUGGAAAAUGAAUCUUGAUGUGAAUGGAAUGGGAGAGGGAGCGAGAGAUGGGAUGGUUGCAGGUGGGAGGGAAGUUAUGGGGGGGGGAAAGCCGUUGUAAUCCAUAAGCUGUACUUUGGAAAUUUAUAUUUAUUAAAUAAAAGUUAAAAAAAAAAGAAAAUGUGGCAUAUAUACACAGUGGAAUGCUAUUCAGUCAUAAAAAAGUAAUAUCCUGUCAUUUGUAGCAAAAUGUAUGUGAAAUACGUUAGCCACAAAAAGACAGAUAUUGCAUGUUCUCCCUCAUGUGGGAGCUAAAAUGAACCUAAAUCUGAACACAGGAUGUUGAUUACUUAGAGGCUGGGAAGAGUGGGGGGAAUAAAGGAAGUUUGGAUUACAAAAAUAGGGGAAGCUGGGUGUGGUCCAUUGAGUGUGACAAAUAUAUUAUAUGAAUAUAAGAUGUAAAUAUCAGGGAGAGUUAGGGGCCAGUGUUGUGGCACAGCGGGCUAAGCCGCUGUUUGUGAUGCUGGCAUCCUGUAUCAGAGUACUGGCUCUAAUCUAAGCUGCUCCACUUAGAAUCCAGCUUUCUGCUAAUGUGCCCAGGAAGGCAGAGGAAGAUAGCCUAAGUGCCUGAGCCCCUGUCACCCUCAGCCAUGUGUGAGACCUGGAUGGAAUUCCUGGCUCCUGGCUGCAGCCUGGCCCAUCUGCCUCCCUUCCUCCCUCUCCUCCCUUCCUCCCUCUCCCUCUCCCUCUCCCUCUCCCUCUCCCUCUCCCUCUCCCUCUCCCUCUCUUUCUCUCUUUCUCUGUUGCUCUAUCUUUCAAAUAAACAAACUUUUAAAAAGUAAUAGGGGAAGUUGGAUGUGAUUUAGAUAUUAUGAUAUAAAAUGUUAACAAAAGAGGGUAUAUGGGAACUCUGUACUGCUUCACAAUUUUUGCUUUAUAAAUUUAUUUUUAAUCUAGAAACCUUUUUAUUCAGGUAUACAAACUUCAUGCAUUUCAUAUAUACAAAUUUAGGAAUAUAGUGAUCCUUCCCACCCUACCCUCCCUCCUACCCACCCUCCCACCCUUCUUCCUCCUCUCUCUCCUAUUCCCAUUCUUAUUUUUUACUAGGAUCUAUUUUCAAUUAAAUUUAUACACAUAAAAUUACUCCUACACUAAAUAAAGAUGCUUUAUGAAUUUAAUACUAUUCUGAAGUAAAACUUCUGAAAAAUAAAAUAAAAUAGGCAAGUUUCAACCAAAAGUUAUAAGCUAUACAGAACAAAACAGAAAGUAUGAUUCAUACAGAGAAGACAAAAGGAGACAUAUAAUAGAAACUGUCUUUGAAGGGCCCAGCAAGUGGACUUAGCUGGCAAAGAUUUCAUACUAGUUAUUGUAAGUAUGCUGAAAGAACUGAGGAUAACUGUGCUUAAGGAAGUGAAGAAAGAUAUUAUGGCAGUGUCUCAAGCAAUAUAAAAUAUCAAUAAAGAGAUUAAAGAGAUGGAAAUUGUACAGAAGAAUCAACUAUAUAUUCUUAUUUUUUUAUUUGACAGAUAGACAAUGAGAGAGAGAGAGGCAGAGAGAAAGGUCUUCCUUCCGUUGGUUCACCCCCAAAAUGGCCACAACGGCCAGAGCUGCGCCGAUCCGAAGCCAGGAGCCAGGUGCUUCCUCCUGGUCUCCCAUGCGGGUGCAGGGGCCCAAGCACUUGGGCCAUCCUCCACUGCACUCCCGGGCCACAGCAGAGAGCUGGAUUGGAAGAAGAGCAACCGGGACUAGAACCCAGUGCCCAUAUGGGAUGCCGGCGAUGCAGGCGGAGGAUUAACCAAGUGAGCCAUGGUGCUGGCUAGGUAUUCUAUUUUUAAAUAUUUUAUUUAUUUAUUUAUUUGAGAGGUAGAGUUACAGACAAAGAGAGGGAGAAACAGAAAGAAAAGUGUUCUAUCUGCUGGCUCACUCCCCAGAUGGCCGCAACAGCCAGAGCUGAGCUGAUCCAGAACCAGGAGCCAGGGACUUCUUCCAGGUUUCCACGCAGGCGCAGGGGCCCAAGCACUUGGGCCAUCUUCUACUGGUUUCCCAAGCCACAGCAGAGAGCUGGAUGGGAAGAGGAGCAGCUGGGACACAAACUGGCACCCAUACGGGAUUCUGCUGCCACAGGCAGAGGCUUAGCCCAGUACACCACAACAUUGGCCCCCCCCAACUAGGUAUUCUUGAGUUGAAAAAUAUAAUAACCAAAAUAAAAAUUUGCUAAAGAAGGUUCAAUAGCAGAUUUGAGUUGGCAGAAGUUACUUGAAGAUACCUCAAGAGAGAUUAUGCAGCCUGAAGAACAGAAUAAAAAAUAAAGAUUAAGAAAGAUGAACAAAGCCUCAGGGAAGGCCGGCGCCGUGGCUCAAUAGGCUAAUCCUCCACCUAGCGGUGCCGGCACACCGGGUUCUAGUCCCGGUCGGGGCGCUGGAUUCUGUCCCGGUUGCCCCUCUUCCAGGCCAGCUCUCUGCUGUGGCCCGGGAGUGCAGUGGAGGAUGGCCCAAGUGCUUGGGCCCUGCACCCCAUGGGAGACCAGGAGAAGCACCUGGCUCCUGCCUUCGGAUCAGCGCGGUGCGCCGGCCGCAGCGCACCAGCCACGGUGGCCAUUGGAGGGUGAACCAACGGCAAAGGAAGACCUUUCUCUCUGUCUCUCUCUCUCACUGUCCACUCUGCCUGUCAAGAAAAUAGAAUUUAAAAAAAAAAGAACCCUGAAGAAAAAAAAAAAAGAGAGAACCUCAAUAAGAUUAACAAUUAACUUCUCAUUAGAAGCAGUGCAGGUGAGAAGGCAGUGUAGGAUGACAUGAAGUACUGUAAAUUUUAAAAGGCAUCAAAAAUUAUAUAUUCAGCAAAACUAUCUUUCAAAACUAAAAGUGAGGGGCCGGUGCCAUGGAUCACUUGGUUAAUCCUCUGCCUGCGGGCGCCAGGUUCUAGUCCUGGUUGCUCCUCUUCCAGUCCAGCUCUCUGCUGUGGCCAAGCUGUGGCCGGGGAGGGCAGUGGAGGAUGGCCCAAGUGCUUGGGCCCCUGCACCCGCAGGGGAGACCAGGAGGAAGCACCUGGCUCCUGGCUUCGGAUCGGCGCAGCUCUGGCCGUUGUGGCCAUUUUGGGGGUGAACCAACGGAAGGAAGACCUUUCUCUCUGUCUCUCUCUCUCACUGUUUAUAACUCUACCUGUCAAAUAAAUAAAUAAAUAAAAGUGAAAUAAAGACAUUCUUACAUUAUAAAAUUAAAAGAAUUCAUUGGUGACAUACCUUCCUUAAGAAAAAUGUGUGAAGUUCUUCAGGUUGGAAGCAAGUACUUCCAGACAGUAAUUUGAAAUCUACACGAGAAACAGCGCUGGUAAAAUGUAAUUAUGGGGUUAAUUAGAAAAGAUAAUAUAAUUGCAUAUCUCUUCCCCUUUCCCCUCUUGACUGAUUUAAAAAGCAUUUGAAUAAAGCAAUAUGAGUAUGAUUGUAUUAUUAGGUCUAUAGACAUAUAGAAAUAUAACAUAUUUGAUAAUAGCAGCAAAGGAGGGGAUGGGAAUGAAGUUAUAUUGCAAUAAAGAAAUAACACCAGAUGGUAACUCAAACCCACAGGAAGAAAUGAAAAGGACCAGAUGAAUAAAUAAGAAUAUUAGUACAACAAACACUAAAAACAUUUAUUCACUCUCAUUUUUCCUGUCAGCAUUUGUAAAAGACAUAAAAUUGCAUAAACUAAUAAUUAUAAAAAUAUGGUUAUGUUUAUAACAUAAAAUUAAGAAGGUGUGUAUUUGUGAAUAAUAAUACCAGAGUAUUUUAGUCCAUUUUCUGUUGCUAUAGCAACAUACCUGAGGCUGGGUACUUUAUAAAGGAAAGAAGUUUAUUUAACUUGGUUUAGAGGCUCAAAACCAUAAAUCAGGCAACCCUGUCUAUUUGGCCUCUGGUGAGCUCAUUUCACAGAUAAAAAGGAAUUAUAAGAGAAUGCUCUGAACAAAUUCUGCAACCUAGAUGAAAUGGAGAAAUUCCUAGAAAGGCACAAAAUACCAAAACUCAAGAAGAAAUAGAAAAUCUGAAUAGACAUGCAAUUAAACAGAUUGGAUUAGUUGUCAAAAAACCUCCCACCAUAAAAAAGAUCCAAAACCAGAUGGAUUCACUGGUGAAUUCUACCAAAAAUUUAAAGAAUCAAAAGCAGUUCUAAAUUCUUCCAAAAACAAAAUGGUUUAGAAAGGAACACUUCCUUAACAGUUCUAUGAGAUCAUUAUUACUUAUAGAUUUCAAACCAUACUACAAUGCUACAGUAAGUAGAACAGUGUGUAUGGCAUAAGGGUAGUCAUAUGGACCAUGUAACAGAAUUGAGAGUCAGGAAAUAAUCCAUCAUGUUUAUGGUCAUUUGUUUAUAAACAAGGGUGUUAAAGCAGUUCAGGGCUGAAAGAAUAGUUUUUUCAUAAGUGGUGUUGAGACAGCUGGUUAUCCACAAAUUAAGUUGGGCUUCAAAAUGUAUCAGACUAAAUUUAAGUGCUGAAACUACAAAACUCUUACAAUAAAACAUAGGUGUGAAUCUUCAUGAUCUUUUAUUAGGCAAUGGUUUUUGUACAAUACCAAAAACAAACAAAAUAAAAAAUAGAAAAAUUGGACUACAUCAAAAUUAAAAACUUUUCUACUGCAAGUGGUAUCUUUAAGUAAAUGGAAAGACAACCUGUAGAAUGAGUGGAAAUGUUUGCAGAUCAUAUAUCUGAUAUAAGAUUUACAUCUAGACUAUGCUUACAACUCAAUAAAAAGAGAAAUACCCCAAUUUUUAAACGGGCAAAGAAUCUGAAUAGACAUUUAUUCAAAAAAGAUAUACAAAUGGUCAACAAGGACAUGAAAAAAUGUUCAAUAUCGUUAGUCAUAAUUAAGUAAAUGAAAAUUGAAGCCACAACGAAAUACCACUUAACACCUCGUAGGAUGGCUACAGUCAAAAUGACAGAUAACAAAUGGUAGCGAAGAUGUGAAGAACCAGAACACUCACACACUGCCAAAUUGUGGAAAAGUGAAACUUUCAUACAACACAGAUGAGAAUGUAAAAGUAUAGCUGUUUUAGAAAAUGGCCUCAAAUCCCUCCGAAGGUUAAACAUAGAGGUACCUUAAGAUCCAGCAAUUCCCCUCCAAAGUAAAAACCCAAUGAAAACACACAAGGAUACUUCAAAAACUCCUGGAAGAUGGAAUAAAAAGAUAAGUUUAUUUUGGUGUAAAAUUUUUGAAAUCCAUGCAUAUGACGAGUCUUCAAAAAGUUCAAAAAUGUGCACUAUGAAUAAACUAUGAGUGAAUUUCAAAUAUUUGCAGCAAAAUAAGCGUAUCAUUUAAUUCCAUUUCCCACAGACUUUUUGAAGUACCUUCAUGUGGCCACACAAAAGCUUUCACACAAAUGUUCAUAACAGCAUUAUUUGUAUUAGCUAAAAAGUGGAAAUAAUGCAGGUAUCCAUCAACUGAUUAACAUAUAAAUCAAAUAUGGUACUUCCUUAUCCAUAUAAUGGAGUAUUAUUUGGCAAUAAAGAGGAAUAAAGUACCUAAAGUAACGACUACCUAUUGUAUGAUUCUUCUCACAUGAUAUGCCCGGAAUAGAUAAAUCUAUAGAGACAGAAAAUAGAUUAGUGGGCACUUAAGGCAAUGCUGGGAGGUAUGGAUGUGGAAUAGAGAGUGGCUGCCAAUGAAUAAUAGUUUCUUUUAGGAGCAAAAUAUUCCAAAUUUAGAGUGUAGUGAUGGUUAAACAAUUCUGUGAAUACACUGAAAGACAUUGAAUUGUACACUGUGAAUGGGUGAAUUAUAUGGUAUAUAGAUUAUAUCUCAAUAAAGAGAUUUUUUAAAAAGAUGAUGGUGUCUUGAACUAGGACAAUAUCAGUAUAAAUUGUAAGAAGUGAUAGAGGGGCUGGCACUGCGGCACAGUAGGUUAAUCCUCCGCCUGAGGUGCCAGCAUCCCAUAUGGGUGCUAGUUUGAGUCCCGGCUGCUCUGCUUCCAAUCCAGCUCUCUGCUGUGGCCCAGGAAAGCAGUAGAAGAUGGCCCAAGUGCUUGGGCCCCUGCACCCGUGUGGGAGACCAGGAAGAAGUACCUGGCUCCUGGCUUUGGAUCGGCAUAGCUCCGUCUGUUGUGGCCAUUUGGGGAGUGAACACUGUCUGUAACUCUACCUCUUAAAUAAAUAACUAAAAUCUUUUAAAAAAAGUGAUGGAAAAUAUGUAUACAUUUUGAAGGUGGAAUGAGUAGGAUUUUCUAGCAUAUUGUGUGUGGGAUGGGAACACAAGGACUCUAAGGUCUGUUCUGAGUAACUGGAAUGAUGGAGUGAGCAACUGAGAUAGAGAAGACUAUGGGAGGCACAGUUUCAGAUGAUAAGUUUUGUUGAACUCUCUUACUUAGUAGGGUUAACUUUAUAAUCAUUAAGUAAACUGAAAGUAGAUCUUUGUAAAAAUUAAGAGUGGGAAUGGGAGAGGGAGGAGGAAGAUAGGUUGGAGCAUGGGCUGGUAGGGUGGGAAGUAUCACUACGUUCCUAAAUCUGUAUAUAUGAAAUACAUGAAACCUGUACAACUUAAAUAAUUUUUUUAAAAAAACUUAUGUUUGAAUAUGUUAAGUUGGAGAUGUCAGGUAGGUAGAAGGAGAAUAUAUAGCUAGAUAGAUCCUGAAAGUGAGUUGGACUAGCUUUUACAAAACUGAGAGUUAACAUAUGGGUAGACUUUAAAGCUCUGAGGUAGAUGAGAUCAGUUAGAGAAGAGAGGAGAUCUAGGGACUGUUCCCUGGGACAGUUCAUCAUUAAAAAACUGGGGAAAUGAGGAGCAAAAUCAACAGAGUGUGCACUUCUGGAAGCCAAGUGAAGAAGGUGUUUCAAGGAAGAGGGAGUGACCAGUGGUGUCAUGCUGCUGAGAAAUCAAGUAAGAUGAAAACUGACACUUGACCAUUGGAUCUAGCAGCAGUGCGCCAUGGGUGGCCUUGCCAAGAGCAAUCUUUAUGAAUCUAAGUUGGAGCAUUUGAUUGAUAUACAUUUAAGAGAGACUAUAAGGAGUUAAGUCUCAAUUUUUAAGAUUUAUUUAUUUAUUUGAAAGCCACAGUUACUCAGAGAGAGGAGAGGCAGAGAGAGAGAGAGAGAGAGGUCUUCCAUCCGCUGGUUCACUCCCCAACUGGCCGCAAUGGCUGGAGGUGCGCCUAUCCAAAGCCAGGAACUUCCUCCUGGUCUCCCACGCGGGUGCAGGGGCCCAAGCACUUGGGCCAUCUUUACUGCUUUCCCAGGCCAUAGCAGAGAGCGGGAUUGGAAGUGGAGCAGCUGGGUCUCGAACCGGCGCCCAUAUGGGAUGCUGGCGCCGGCCCCUAUUUAUUUAUUUGAAAGUCAGUUACACAGAGAGAGAAGGAGAGGCAGAGAGAGAGAGGUCUUCCAUCCACUGAUUCACUCCCCAAUUGGCUGCAACAGUAGGAGUUGUGCCCAUCUGAAGCUAGGAGCCAGGAGCUUCUUCCAGGUCUCCCAUGCGGGUGCAGGGGCUGAACCGCUUGGGUCAUCUUCUACUGCUAUCCUAGGCCGUAGCAGAGAGCUGGAUUGGAAGUGGAGCAGCCGGGACUCUUUAGUACCCAUAUGGGAUGCCGGCACUGCAGGUGGCGGCUUUAUCCGCUAUGCCACAGCACUGGCCCCAAGUCUCAUUUUUAUAUAGCAACAACAAGAAUCCAAAAUGCAGUUUCUAGAUAGAUACUGCAGCAAUAAAAAAUGCAAAGUGUCUAAGAAUAAACCUAACAAAAGGCAUGCCAAAGAUCUUUUAUAUAUGAAAUUAUAAAACUAUUGAAAUGGAAAGCCAGAUCCUAUUCACAGGUAGGGAGACUCAAUUUUGUAAAAAUACCUUCUACAGUCAACAUAUAAUCAAUAUAGUCAUUAUAGUUCCAAUCAAAAUCCCAUGGAUUUUUCAUAGAAUUUGACAGCUGGCUCUAAAAUUUAUAUGAGAAUGCAAAAAAAAAAAAAAAACCCAAAUCAUUCUUAAAAAACAAUAUAAAAAGCUCUUACUCUCUCGGAUAUUAAGAUUUAUCAUAUGAGAGCUAUAGUACUUAAAGCUGUGUUAAUAUUGUUGCAGGGAUUAACAAAUAAGCUAAUAGAACAGAAUAGGAAACAAUAGGAAACCAAAAAAUAGACAUAUACCUGCUUGGAAAAUUCAGAUAUGAUCGAUAGCGCUGGAAAUCAGCAGGGGGAAAAGUGAACUCUUUAAUAAAUAAUGUUGGGAAAACUGGUUAUCCCUUAAGAAAAAUAAAAUAAAAUUAGAUUCCUGCCUCACAGCAAGCAUAAUAUUCAAUUCUAGGUGUAUUAAAUACAUUAAAUUGUUAGAAAAAAUAUACACGAUGUCAGCAUUGUGGCACAGCCAAUUAAGCUGCUCCUUUUGAUGCCAGAAUCCCAUACUGGAGAUCUGAUUUGAGCCCCCACUGCUCAACUUCUGAUCCCACUUCCUGCUAAUGUGCCUGAGAAGGCAACACAUGAUAGCCCAAGUGUCUUGGCCCCUGCCACCCACGUAGGAGAGCAGGAUGAAUUUCCUGACUCUUCACUGCAGCUUGGUUCAGCCCUGGCUGUUCUGGUCAUUCAAGAAUGAACCAUAGUUGGAAGGUUCUACUCUCCCCCCACCCACACACAUACUUUCUGUCUUGUUGCUCUACUUUUUGAAUUAAUUCAUUAAUUAAUCUUCUAAGAAAUUUUUAAAAAAGAAGAAAAUACACACCAGUGGUUCUCAACUGGCAGUACCUCCACCCAGAGGACAUUUGACAAUAGUGUUUAAAGGUAUUUACUACCCAGGGUCCAGGGAUGCUAAGUGUCCUGCAGUGUAAAAGCCAGCCCACAUUAGUUGUUCUGUCCCAUAUGCCAGUAACCUCCCUCUUCACAAAAAACACUGACAUACAAGAAUUUCUCUGUGGUCUUGCGAUAGGGGAGAAUGUAUUUACAGAGACACAAAAAGUACCAAAUAUAAGGGAAAAAGCAAUAAAUCCAAUUAUAUGAAAAUGAAUGCCUCUGUUCACCAAAAAAAAAAAAAAAAACAC
Messenger RNA from Oryctolagus cuniculus (rabbit), 12656 nucleotides. It is a transcript of the gene HDAC8, whose product is annotated as histone deacetylase 8. Gene Ontology annotation, biological process: heterochromatin formation. Gene Ontology annotation, molecular function: histone deacetylase activity. NCBI's taxonomy places the organism in Eukaryota, Metazoa, Chordata, Mammalia, Lagomorpha, Leporidae. The record is from RefSeq and is a predicted model, not a curated record.